Messenger RNA from Drosophila sulfurigaster albostrigata, 5227 nucleotides. RefSeq names its product soluble guanylate cyclase 88E (gene Gyc88E). Gene Ontology annotation, cellular component: guanylate cyclase complex, soluble. Gene Ontology annotation, biological process: response to oxygen levels; nitric oxide-cGMP-mediated signaling; cGMP biosynthetic process. Gene Ontology annotation, molecular function: guanylate cyclase activity; heme binding; oxygen sensor activity. NCBI's taxonomy places the organism in Eukaryota, Metazoa, Arthropoda, Insecta, Diptera, Drosophilidae. The record is from RefSeq and is a predicted model, not a curated record.
UUUGAAUGUCAACUCCACGUAAAUUUAAUCUUCCUCCAACUAUUACACAUACGCACAGUAAGCUGCUUGCAAAUUUAAAUGCAAAUGGCUUUUGGCCUUUUGGGUUGAACUCGUAAUCCUUUAACACUCGAGAAGAGUUGCAGAGCAACUAGGAACAUCAAAAAACCACAAUUAUAAUGCGAUUGUAAACCGGCUAAAAUGUGUAAUUAAUUAAAGCGUGCCACGAAACAUCAGAAGCAGAAAAAGACAGCAAAAAAUAAUGGAAAUAAAGAAAAUAACUCAGCCGCCAACGCGUUGGCUAAUUUAAAUUCAUUAUGGACUUCCAGCCUCAGGCGGAUGGCUCAAGACAUGGGCUGAGCUCUCUGAGAACAUCAAUUUUUCAAGCAAUUUAAUUGAAGAACGCAGCAGAAUUUUAGAUUUAAGCCGCGUUGUGAGGCAUUAAACAGCAAAUAAAAACUCUGCAUUUCUUUAUCCUUGUGAGCCACAAAAAACAGAAACGAGAGAAAAAGAGAAAAGGAAACGCGUUGGCUGCUGAGAUUCCUUUUUAUUCGUUAUGCUGAGUAAUUUCCUAAAUUAUAACGAAGCACACGUGCAAAUUGGGCAAAAGCGAAUAAAAACCAAACCAAAACCGAGGCGAAGCGAAACAAAAUCAAAUCAAAUGAAAUGAAAUUAUACGAGCCGACGCGACGCGACGAAUCACAUUUAUUAUUAUUAGUAUUAUUCUUAUUGUAUUUGUACAUUUAUUGUAUGUACUCGCAGAUUGUUUAACGCCCAAUCCCGGAAUGUCUAAACAAUCCUGUAUUAAUGGAAAUCAAAGUACAUCAAAAUAAAAUUAAAUGCCAUAAAUAAAAUCGCAUAUAUAAAAAAGGAGAAAUAAAAUAAAAAUACUAAAACAAAACAAAAACAAAAUACGCGCUUUUGGCAGCUUGAUGUGACCCGUACUGAAGAACACAAAAUAAAAUGGACUCGUUGAUCAACAUAACGUCAACUGCUAAGCAACCCUUAGAAAUGUGCCAACGUCGCGUCAAUUAACUGCAAAUUGAGGCCUCUAUACGGAUUAUUUUGACGUCUAGCACAUUGGCAAAAUGUAUGGUCUGCUGUUGGAAAAUCUGUCGGAGUACAUCAAGUCCGUGUACGGAGAGGAGAAAUGGGAGGACAUAAGAAGACAGGCUGGCAUCGAUUCACCCUCAUUCAGCGUUCAUCAAGUUUAUCCAGAGAACUUGCUGCAGAAGCUGGCGAAGAAGGCGCAAACGGUGCUGGGAGUUUCAGAACGCGAAUUCAUGGAUCGCUUGGGAGUCUACUUCGUGGGCUUUGUGGGUCAGUAUGGCUACGAUCGCGUGCUGUCUGUGCUGGGGCGACACAUGCGAGACUUCCUCAACGGAUUGGAUAAUCUGCACGAGUAUCUGAAGUUCUCAUAUCCACGCAUGCGUGCACCAAGUUUUAUCUGUGAGAACGAGACGAAGCAGGGACUCACGUUGCACUAUCGGUCGAAGAGGCGUGGCUUUGUCUACUACACAAUGGGACAGAUCCGUGAGGUGGCAAGGUAUUUCUACCACAAGGAGAUGCACAUUGAGCUGGUGCGCGAGGAGAUAUUGUUCGAUACGGUGCACGUGACCUUUCAGCUGACAUUCGAUAAUCGCGCCUUUACACUCGCAUCGCUGGCCAUGACGCGAGAGGAGAAGCACUUGCCCAUUAGUGCCCACGUACUCUUCGAAAUAUUUCCAUUUUGCAUUGUGUUUGGUGCUGACAUGGUGGUGCGCAGCAUUGGCAACUCUUUGAUGGUCAUAUUACCAGAAUUGCUGGGCAAGAAGAUUACUGCGUGGUUCGACUUGGUGCGGCCACUGAUUGCCUUCAAGUUUCAAACUAUUCUUAACCGCACCAACAACAUCUUUGAGCUGGUCACCGUCGAUCCAGUCACUGAGCGUUUGGAUGCACAAAAUGAAGAUUUGCUGCUGCAUGACGAUGGCAGCGAGCCGGAAAAGUCGCUUCGUCUUAAAGGCCAAAUGGUCUAUAUGGAAAACUGGCGCAUGAUCAUGUUCCUGGGCACACCUGUUAUGCCCGAUCUGACAUCGCUGAUCACCACAGGACUCUACAUCAACGAUCUGUCCAUGCAUGAUUUCAGUCGCGAUCUUAUGCUCGCUGGUACACAACAGUCUGUGGAGCUCAAGCUGGCGCUGGAUCAGGAGCAGCAAAAGUCCAAGAAACUGGAAGAGUCGAUGCGUAAGUUGGACGAGGAAAUGCGACGCACCGACGAGUUGUUGUAUCAGAUGAUACCCAAGCAGGUGGCAGAUCGUCUGCGACGCGGAGAGAAUCCCAUUGAUACAUGUGAGAUGUUUGACAGCGUUUCAAUUUUGUUCUCGGAUAUUGUGACAUUCACCGAGAUCUGUAGUCGCAUCACACCCAUGGAGGUGGUGUCCAUGCUGAAUGCCAUGUACUCGAUCUUUGAUACUCUAACCGAACGCAAUUCGGUCUACAAGGUGGAGACAAUUGGCGAUGCCUACAUGGUGGUAGCUGGAGCACCGGACAAGGAUGCGAACCAUGCUGAGCGAGUCUGUGAUAUGGCCCUGGAUAUGGUGGAUGCCAUAACCGAUUUGAAGGAUCCCUCGACGGGACAACAUUUGCGCAUACGUGUGGGAGUACAUUCGGGCGCCGUUGUCGCCGGUAUUGUGGGCUUGAAGAUGCCGCGCUAUUGCCUGUUUGGCGACAGCGUUAAUACCGCCUCCCGCAUGGAAUCGACCAGCAUUGCCAUGAAGGUGCACAUCUCGGAGUCCACCAAGGUGCUGAUUGGACCCAGUUACAAGAUACUCGAGCGCGGCGAGAUCGAUGUCAAGGGCAAAGGCACCAUGAAGACCUACUGGCUGGAGGAGCGCGAGAAUCGCCUGCCGCUGCAGCUCACCUCUGGCCUCCAGCUGCAUCCCAUGUCCGCUGCUCCGCCGCUAACGCCCAUUCCCAAGGCCAUUAUGCCGCCGCCCAAGCCAGUGACGCCAGUUGCACCGCCUCCCGCCGCUGAGCCUGUCCAGCCCCAUGCUCAGACAUCGCUGGCCAAUGUGGUGAUGGGUGCCAGUGGUGCCGUGGCUGCAGCCACAGCGUUGGCUCAUCAUGCACCGCCAGUAGCAGCGGCAGCGAGCACAACGCCGGCUGCAGCAAGUGGCGAUGAGCGCAGCAGUCGCAUCUAUUCGCCGGUCACGUUCAAGGAUGUGGCUAGGCGCAGCAUCGCCAAUUCACCGGUGCGCGGCAGCGGUGGCAGCGGUUGUUGUCCCGAGCAGAGCAAGCGACGCGAAUCCCGCUCCAAUUCCACUGGUCACGUGUUCAUGCGCUCGCCCAGCGACAUCUUUGGCUCCCUAAUACUCGACACCGAGGAGUUUCUCGAGGAUCUGCAGAUCUCGCGCGGCUCCCUCGCCAACUCCAGCAGCAACAACAAUAACAUCAGUCAAUCGCCCUGCGGCUUUAGUCCCACGCCACCAUUUCGCAUUGGCAGCGCACCGGCAAAGCCGCGACCCAACAAUCCGGACAUGUUUACGGCCGAGGAAUUGGCCGCCAUGGAUCAGCUGACGCCGCCAUCCACAGCUCCGGCACGUGAGACGGCCACUUGCAGCAGUGCCGCCAGCCUAAAGCCAUCCACAUCGAAUGUGUCGCUGGAACGCGACAAGGCACUGGCCAAGAUGAACACCACCCUGGAGGCCACUAAUACACCACCAGCAGCGCCAAUCACAGCACCAGUUGUCGCACCCAUCGUCGCUGCAGCAACUUCUAAAGUGGCAACUUCUAAUAUGGCGACUCCCUCAGCAACAGUUGGUGUCUGCCCCAUGCGGCAGCCAAAAACGCUGCCCUUGCAGCCUGUUCAUGGUGGCACAGCACCUGCUGCGGUGCAGGCCAACAGUGAGAACAGUCGACCGGGAUCCAAGGACUCUAUGACAUCCAUAUCACUGCACUCACCGCCGCCGCAUCGCUCAAAUUCCGCACCAGCCAGACCCCAUUCCAUGUCGAAGGCCGCGCGAAAAGCCUUUCUGGCUGCCAAGCAAACUAAGGCCAUGGAGAAACUGGACAAAAUGAUUGAAGAAGCCCAGGAAGUGGAGUCGCAGUCAACGGCGAAGGCAGCCAAUAUGCGUCUAGCCAUUUUUGGACACGAUGGCGGUGGCGUGGGAGACUUGGCAGCCGGUGGUUGCCCUCUAUUUCUGCCACCACCACCAGCCCAAGCGAUGGGUCGUGCCAUGCCGAGCUCCAUAUCCGAUUCGAGUAUUUGCAAUCAUGGGCAUAGCCAUGCGCCCAGCUGUCACCAUACGCUGCACGAACCGAAGCUGAGCAACAGCCAGAGUUUCCAGCAUGCCCGCAGCUCCGGGCCAAUUACACAUCAAUGCUGCAGUGGUUUUGGCCAUGGCAAUGGACGACACUCGCACCGCAUGCACUCGAAUGCCUGUAAUCUGCUCUAGAGAGAGAGAGAGAAAUGAGAACUAAGAAUACCUGACAGUGGAACUGAAACCAAAAACACUUCUUCAUAUCGUACAAUAUGUUUUUGUCAAUGUUUCCGCGUGCGCUAUAUAGAGACGAUAGAGAGCAAUUAUUAGAGAUUAGUUAGUUGUUGAUUCUCAUAAUCUAUGUGUACCUAGUCUACAUGAUGUAUUGUAUGUAUGUAUAACUUUAGGUAGUCUUGCUAUGAAGAGCUUUCAAUGUCUAUUGAAACACAAGUGAAUUAUCAACUAUUUAACUAUUUAUGAAUCUAUUUAGCUACAUAUGUUAAAUGUUUAAACGCAAGAUACAAAUUUCUUGACCUCUCGAAAAUGACAAUACAAAUACACACAACAAAAAACGUUAAGAGAAUAUUUGUUGAAUUAAGGCUUCACACACAUCCCCGGUACCACCUAACAUACAUAUAUGUACAUGUACUUAAAUUAUAUACUAUAUAUUCUAUAUACUUAUGUGUAUCUAUGUAUAAUAUUUGUAGUAGUAAAUGCUUCAAGAUACUUAAUUAUUUUUUUAAAAACGUCAAGAGGAAAGUAAAAAGCUAAAGAACGAAGAAGUACAAAAAACGGGCACUCAAAGUUCAUAUAUUGUAGUAUGUAUAUUUGUAUUUUGAGAAAUGCAUCAACUUUAGGUCCAGAGAUAAAUACAUAUGUAUAUAUAUAUAUAUAUAUAGAAUUGACAAAUUGAACAUAGAGGGAAAAGCGACGCUAAUUGUAUUAGGAAAAUGUCUGAGUUUUGUUUACUUAAGAACCGUACUUAUAAUUUU